Messenger RNA from Perkinsus marinus ATCC 50983, 234 nucleotides. RefSeq lists its product as hypothetical. The transcript has 2 exons. Lineage: Eukaryota; Perkinsozoa; Perkinsida; Perkinsidae. The record is from RefSeq and is a predicted model, not a curated record. The annotation marks the transcript as partial.
AUGGAGAGCGAGCUUUAUAAGGUUUGGGAGAAGGAGGUGAUGGAGGCCUUCGAUCGGCUACUCAAGAACGACAACACCAACAGAUCGGUUAUCAACGAUGGUUUCCUUAUGAACAUCCCUGGUAUACGCAAGGCAACUGUAGAGCACAUCCUACAGCAUUUGAGUGUUUUCCUAGAGGACAUCCUCCAGCGGAAGGAUAGCCUUACCAAGGAUCUCAUACAGGAUCUGAGAGCC